Molecule: messenger RNA, 6948 nt
Organism: Cherax quadricarinatus
Lineage: Eukaryota; Metazoa; Arthropoda; Malacostraca; Decapoda; Parastacidae
Source: RefSeq, a predicted model, not a curated record
CUGGGUCUGCCCGGGCUGACGUCUGCCUCACUGUCACGACGGCUGACCUGCUGAACACAGGCCUCCACACCCGUCACUGUUGUUCAGUGAACUGUCAGCAGUGUUGUUGCUAGGAGAAGGAGAGAGGAAGCCUCUUAGUGUUACUUGGAGUCUCGUCAGCGGUACUUGGCAGCAUGCCCGGCCACCUCAAGAAGACCUCGGGUUCUGACCCAGACCCCAGCGAGUACCUCUUCAUCUCGAUGGAGAUGAAGAUGCAGGAUGCUACCAAACCUUACGAUGCUAAGAAAUCCUGCUGGGUUCCUGAUCCCAAGGAAGGGUUCGUCGAAGGUGAGAUCUGCGGCACCAAGGGCGACCUAGUCACUGUGGUUGCUGGAGGUGAAACUAAGAACUGGAAGAAGGACCUCGUGCAGCAGGCCAACCCACCUAAGUAUGAAAAAUGUGAGGACAUGUCUAACCUCACCUUCCUCAACGACGCUUCCGUCCUCUACAACCUGAAGUCUCGCUACUUGGCCAACCUCAUCUACACCUACUCUGGUCUCUUCUGUAUCGCCAUCAACCCCUACAAGCGCUACCCCAUCUACACCAACCGUGUGGUCAAGAUCUACCAGUGCAAGAGGCGUAAUGAGGUGCCUCCCCAUCUCUUUGCCAUUUCUGACGGUGCUUACAUGAACAUGAUACAAGUUUCUGAGAACCAGUCACUGCUCAUCACUGGUGAGUCUGGUGCUGGUAAGACUGAGAACACCAAGAUGGCUCUCUCUUACUUCGCCAACAUUGGUGCCAACACCAAGAAGAAUGAGGAGAAGAAGCAAAUUUCUUUUGCGAAAACUCUACUUAAAAAAAUAAUUCUUGCAUUGGGACAUCAGAACCUGGAGGACCAGAUCAUCCAGACCAACCCUGUACUGGAGGCCUUCGGUAACGCCAAGACCACCCGUAACGACAACUCCUCCCGCUUCGGUAAGUUCAUCCGUAUCCACUUCCAACCCAACGGCAAGCUGUCUGGUGCUGAUAUUGAGGUCUACCUGCUGGAGAAGGCUCGUGUUAUCUCCCAACAACCCGCCGAGCGUUCCUACCACAUCUUCUACGAGAUGAUGUCCGACCAGAUCAAGAAAAUCAAACCUUUAUGUCACCUCAGUGAUGACAUCUACGACUACCACUACGUGUCUCAGGGCAAGGUCACCGUCCCGUCCAUUGAUGACGCCGAGGACAUGCAGUUCUGUCACGACGCUUUUGAUGUGCUAGGCUUCAGUCAGCAGGAGGUCGAGGACGUGUACAGACUCACAGCAGCGGUCAUGCACUUCGGGAACAUGAGGUUCAAGCAGAGGGGUCGCGAGGAGCAGGCAGAGCCCGACGGUACCGAGGUUGGGAAUGUUAUUGGUAAACUAUUGGGCGUUGAUGGUAACGACCUGUACAAAAACAUUACCAAGCCCAAGAUCAGGGUUGGCGCUGAGUUCGUAGCCAAGGGCAUGAACGUGGAUCAAUGUUACUACUCUGUUGGUGCCCUGGCCAAGGCUGUGUUUGACCGGGUCUUCAAGUGGCUGGUGGCCAAGUGUAACCAGACUCUGGAAACUGAUUUAAAACGUUCCACGUUUAUUGGCGUCCUGGAUAUCUCGGGCUUCGAAAUAUUCGAUUACAACGGCUUCGAGCAGAUCUGCAUCAAUUUCUGCAACGAGAAGUUGCAGCAGUUCUUCAACCAUCACAUGUUUGUGCUGGAGCAGGAAGAGUACAAGAGGGAAGGCAUCAACUGGGUCUUCGUGGACUUCGGUAUGGAUCUCCAAGCUUGCAUCGAACUCUUCGAGAAGAAAAUGGGUCUGCUCUCUAUCUUAGAGGAAGAGUCCAUGUUCCCCAAGACCAGUGACAAGUCCUUCCAGGAGAAGUUGAAUGUCAACCAUUUAGGCAAGUCCUCUGUGUUUAUCAAGCCCAAGCCACCCAAGCCCGGGCAGUCUGAGUCCCACUUCGCCAUCGUUCACUACGCUGGUACUGUGAGCUACAACUUGACUGGCUGGCUGGAGAAGAACAAGGAUCCCCUCAACGACACCGUCGUCGACCAGCUCAAAAAGUCUUCCAAUGAGCUUGUCGUCACAAUCUUCCUUGACCAUCCUGGACAAUCUGGUAGUGGUGACGCUAAAGGUGGCAAAAAAUCAUUGGGAUUUAGAACCGUGACUUCCGGAUACAGGGAGCAGCUCAACAACCUCAUGAAGACCCUCAACACUACUCAUCCUCACUUCAUGCGCUGCAUCAUUCCCAACGAGACCAAGUCCCCGGGUGUGACUGACGCGGCGCUUAUCAUGCAUCAGCUGACCUGUAACGGAGUACUUGAGGGCAUCAGGAUCUGUCGCAAAGGCUUCCCCAACAGGAUGAUUUAUCCCGACUUUAAGCACCGCUACAAGAUCCUGGCCUACAAGGAAAUGACACACAUCGAGAACGACAAGAAGGCGGCCAGAGCUUGUUUGGAGAAGGCAGGUCUGGACGCAGACCUCUACCGCCUCGGCAACACCAAGGUGUUCUUCCGUGCUGGUGUCUUGGCCACUCUGGAGGAGAUCCGGGGUGACCACCUCACUAAGAUCAUCUCGUGGAUACAGUCAUGGGUUCGGGGAUACAUCGGCCGACAGGGCUUCAAGAAACUUCAGGAACAACGAACUGCACUUCUCCGAGUGCAGCACAGCCUGCGGAGGUUCCUGAAGGUGCGCGCCUGGUCCUGGUUCCUCCUCUGGCAGAAGGUGAAGCCUCUGCUCAACGUCACCCGCGUCGAAGAUGAGAUGAGAGCCCUUGAGGAGAAAGCUACUAAAGCUCAGGAAGACUACGAGAGGGAGUUGAAACUUCGUCAGGAAUCUGAGGCGGCGAAUCUUACCCUCCUUCAGGAGAAGAGCAACCUCCUCCUUGCUCUUGAGUCAAGCAGAAGCAGUAUGACCCAGUUUACCGAGACACAAACUAAGUUGCAUGCUGAGAAGGCUGAACUUGAGGCUCUGCUGGCAGAAACUACGGAACGACUGCAGAAUGAAGAGGCGGCCCGCAGCGAGCUCUCUCAUAGGAAGAAGUCCACCGACCAGGAGGUUACCAACCUGAAGAAGGAAGUAGAGAAUCUGGAGCUAAAAAUUCAGAAACUAGAGCAGGAGAAGGCGAGCAAGGACCACCAAAUUCAAACUUUAAAUGAAGAGAUCGCUCACCAAGAAGAAAUGAUCAACAAGGUGAACAAAGAGAAGAGACACUUGCAGGAGUGCAAUCAAAAAACCGCCGAGGACGCUCAGAGUGUUGAGGACAAAUGUAACCACCUCAACAAAGUCAAGGUGAAACUCGAGCAAACACUUGAUGAGCUUGAAGACUCCCUCGAGCGCGAGAAGAAGCACCGAAUUGAUAUCGAGAAGUCCAAGAGGAAAGCUGAGGGUGACCACAAGCUCACACAAGAAGCUGUUUCUGACUUGGAACGAAGCAAGAGGGAGUUAGAACAGGCCAUAGAGCGCAAGGAUAAGGAAUUUUCAACUCUGGUGAGCAAGCUGGAGGACGAGCAAGGCCUUGUCUCCAGAGUUCAGAGGCAGGUCAAGGAGCUGCAGUCCCGCAUUGAAGAACUCGAGGAAGAAGCUGAACACGAGCGCCAAGCUCGAGCCAAGGCUGAAAAGGCGAAGAGUGAAUUAGCCCGAGAACUGGACGACCUCGGGGAGCGUCUGGAGGAGGCUGGGGGAGCCACCGCUGCUCAGAUCGAACUCAACAAGAAACGCGAAGCUGAGCUGCUGAAGCUUCGAAGAGACCUUGAAGAAUCCACCAUUCAGCACGAGUCCUCCCUAGCACUCCUGCGCAAGAAGCACCAUGAUGCUGUGACGGAGAUGGCGGAGCAAAUAGAAUUCCUAAAUAAGACGAAGGCUAGGAACGAGAGGGACAAAGCUGCCUUGAAGCGUGAAGCUGAUGAUGCCAAGGCUUCCCUGGACAACCUCGCUCGCGAUAAGGGAGCGGCUGAUAAAAGUUGCAAGCAGCUUCAGAACGAAGCGACAGAGAUACAAGCCAGGCUUGACGAAGCCAACCGCACUCUGAACGACUACGAUGCUGCCAAGAAGAAGCUCACUCUAGAGAACGCUGAUCUUCUGCACCAGCUUGAAGAAGCGGAGAACCAAGUUGGUCAGCUGUCUAAGCUGAAACUCUCCCUUACGAACCAGCUGGAGGACACACAGAAGCUGGCUGAUCAGGAAAGUAGGGAGCGGGCGACGAUACUUGGCAAGUUGCGUAACUUGGAGCAUCAUAUUGAUGGUCUCCGAGAGCAACUGGACGAUGAGGCCGCAGCCAAGGCUGACCUCCAGCGGAUUCUGUCCAAGGCUAAUGCCGAGGCCUUGAUGUGGCGCUCGAAGUACGAGUCUGAAGGUAUUACCCGCGCCGAAGAAUUGGAGGCAGCCCGUCUGAAACUUGCUGCCCGACUUGAAGAAGCCGAAUCCCAGAUUGAGCAGCUGAGUGUCAAGAAUAUGCAACUGGAGAAGAGUAAACAAAGAGUUUGUGCCGAGCUUGGAGACAUGCAGAGUGCAGCUGAACGCUCCCAGUCUCUGGCCAGCGCUGCUGAGAAGAAACAGAAAAACUUCGAUAGAAUAAUUGGUGAGUGGAAGUUGAAGGUGGAUGAUCUUUCCGCCGAACUGGACGCCUCUCAGAAGGAGUGUCGUAAUUAUUCAACUGAACACUUUCGCAUCAAGGCUGCGUAUGAGGAAACCCUUGAUACUGUUGACGCAGUGCGCCGUGAGAAUAAGAGCCUGUCUGAGGAGGUUAAAGACCUAGUGGAUCAGAUCGGCGAGGGUGGUCGAUCCCUUCACGAAUAUCACAAGACAAUCAAACGUCUCGAGAUUGAGAAGGAGGAGCUUCAGUCUGCUCUUGAAGAAGCUGAAGCGGCUCUUGAACAAGAGGAGAACAAAGUGCUUCGUUGUCAACUUGAGCUCGGUCAAGUCAAACAAGAGAUUGACAGACGCAUCAGCGAGAAGGAGGAGGAGUUUGAGAACACACGGAAAUGCCACCAGCGCGCUAUAGAUUCCAUCCAGGCGUCCCUUGAAGCCGAAGCCAAGAGCAAGGCGGAAGCUCUUCGUCAGAAGAAGAAGUUGGAGUCUGACAUCAAGGAACUGGAGAUCACCCUCGAGCACUCCAACAAGGCCAACAGCGAUUUACAGAAGCACAUCAAGAAACUCCAGACUGAGCUGAAGGAUCAGCAGAGUCUUCUCGAGGACGAACACAGAGUCGCCUCAGAGUACCGGGAGCAGUAUGGUAUUUCAGAGAGACGCGCUAAUGCUCUGCAUGUGGAACUGGAGGAGUCCAGAGCACUGCUGGAACAGUCUGAUCGAGGCCGCCGUUACGCUGAGUGUGAGCUCAGUGACUGUCAGGAGCAACUAUGCACAGUCUCUUCCCAGAACAGUUCCCUCAUUGUGGUCAAGAGAAAACUGGAGAGUGAACUACAGACCACUCAUGCUGACCUGGACGAGAUGUUGAGUGAGGCCAAGAACUCCGAGGAGAAGGCUAAGAAGGCCAUGGUUGACGCCGCCCGCCUGGCUGAUGAACUCCGCGCUGAGCAGGAACACGCCCAGACCCAGGAGAAGUUGCGCAAAGGUCUUGAGGUAACUGUUAAGGAACUACACUCCCGCCUAGAAGAGAGCGAGAACAAUGCUGUGAAGAACGGUAAGAAGGCUGUGGGGAAGCUGGAGCUUCGCGUUCACGAGCUGGAAGGUCAACUGGAUGAUGAAGCACGUCGUCACGCCGACGCUCAGAAGAACCUGAGGAAGUGUGAGAGGCGCAUCAAGGAGCUCACCUUCCAGGCUGAUGAAGACAAGAAGAACCACGAGAAGAUGCAGGACCUUGUUGACAAGCUGCAACAGAAGAUCAAGACCUACAAGCGCCAGAUCGAGGAGGCUGAAGAAAUCGCCGCUCUCAACUUGGCCAAAUACCGCAAAGCCCAACAAGAACUUGAAGAGGUGGAAGAACGUAGUGGUAGUGGUGGUGGUGUCCCCGCUGUCCAGACAGCCACUAACCUGCUGGUGUAACAACCAAAGACACUUCAUUUCUAUUACACGUCACUACCUCAUGUUUAACACUUUUAGGUUCGUACCUGUGAAUUCCGACAAGGGAAACGAGAGUAUGUGUAUGUACCGGACAAUACUGCUGGGCUGAGGUCUCCACCCCAUGGGAGACCUUCCAGUACUUGAAGGUCUCCACCCCAUGAGAGACCUUAUAGUACUGGAAGGUCCCCACCCCAUGAGAGACCUUGCAGUACUGGAAGGUCCUCACCCCAUGAGAAACUUUCCAGUACUUGAAGAUCCCCACCCCAUGAGAGACCUUCCAGUACUUGAAGGUCUCCACCCCAUGAGAGACCUUCCAGUACUGAAAGGUCCCCACCCUAUGAGAGACCUUCCAGUACUUGAAGGUCCCCACCCCAUGAGAGACCUUCCAGUACUUGAAGGUCCCCACCCCAUGAGAGACCUUCCAGUACUUGAAGGUCCCCAUCCCAUGAGAGACCUUCCAGUACUUGAAGGUCCCCACCCCAUGAGAGACCUUGCAGUACUGGAAGGUCCCCACCCCAUGAGAGACCUUCCAGUACUUGAAGGUCCCCAUCCCAUGAGAGACCUUCCAAAUACUUGAAGGUCCCCACCCCAUGAGAGACCUUGUAGUACUGGAAGGUCCCCACCCCAUGAGAGACCUUCCAGUACUGGAAGGCUCCCAGAUCCAACUUCAUUAUGUCCUCCAGAGUUAUUUACAAUCAAAUUUCUUCUUCAAAAAGAAUCCUCUUAAACAGAUUAUAAACAAGAAUAAGUGUUCUUUUUUACUAUAUUAAGCAUGUAUCAGUGUCACUCUUGUCUUAAAAAUAAUAAAAAAAAGCAUCAAGAAGCGCAAUGUUACCAAUAACAUGUUAUGUAUCCGGGCCAAGUGUCACUGUUGUUUACCUGUGUUUAGUAAUUAAUUAGCAAAGAUGUUUUCUUUACUCAGGUACCAAAUAAU